UGAACACCCACUGCAAAGUGUAGCCGCAGCAUUUCGCGAUGACGACUGCUUCAUUGAUAAGUCAAGUAUGUGCUAUCUCGUUGACUGUGAGUCUGUUCGUGGCCAUAUAUGUCAUUCUUCGCUCUCGUGGUCUUCGAGUGGUUUUGAGCGCCAGCCUCUUCGUGGCCUUCCUAGUUGCAACGCAGCUGUCGGUGAAGAUCGUGGAGUCUAAGCCCUUCAAUUGGAGGUAUCCUGGCUUGCUCACCACAUUGCAUUUUUCUUGUGUUGUGGUCGCUGUCUCUGUGUAUUGGACAUGGAGAGGAGAGCCUCGCAAGAUUUUUCCCUGGUCAAUUCCCCUCCUGCGCUGGGUGAAGACAGUUGUUCCAGUGGCGAUUAGUCAACCCAUCUCAGUGGUUUUCAACAACAAAGCCAUGGUCUAUGCUGGUGCUGGUGUUUGCGCCGUCAUUGGGACGCUUUCUCCUGUUUGUACAGCAGUCAUCUCUAGUUGUUGCGGCAGACGGCUGACAGUUUUGUCCUGGGGCGGUGUGAUCAUUGCAUUCUUCGGUGCAUUGGUGAUCUCCUGGGGCGAGGUGUCUUCAGUCGGAGAGGCCAAACACAAGUCUCGCAUCAUUGAGGGACUUAUCUACGCCUUUGCCUCCUUGUCUGGCCGCUGUGCAAAGAUAGUGAUUCUGGAUUAUAUGAUGGCCCCGCUAGCUUAUGCCAGAGGUCUGGACGCAGAAGAGGAGCCGCUGUCAGUGAUCCACGUUUUGGGCCUGACGUAUCCCUGGGGUGCAGUGCUUUCGCUGGCAUAUGCACUGACUUGGGGUGGCGAAAGUCCUCAGAAGGCGUGGGAACAAUUGACUCCUGAACUAUGUGGCUACAUUGCGUUGUCCUGCUCUUUUGCCCUCGCGCUCAAUUUCUUGGGCACUUUUGCUUUGCACGACCUGGGUGCCAGUGCUCAACAGAUCGUGGGUAAGCUCAACACCAUUUGCUUGGCAUCGAUAUCAGUUGCCUUUCUGGGAGAACAUCUUCCAGUCAUGGUGGUGCUGGGAAGUGCUCUCGUGCUUGGAGGCGUUGCCAUAUUUGAGCGCGGGCAGCACGAAACUGGAGAGGAUUCCGUAAAGACCUCAGAUAGUGACAGUGAUUUCGAAGAAAGCCUCGAACCCAUCAAGCCUUGACAAGGCCCAUCAGGAGACCAAAGCCUGUCUCACUCCAAAAGGUCCAGUGAGUAGACAGCAGUUCGACAUAGCUCGACCAUGGAUUCAACAAAGAGUCGAUGAUGAAAUCGACACAAGUGUAC
Molecule: messenger RNA, 1279 nt
Organism: Cladocopium goreaui
Lineage: Eukaryota; Dinophyceae; Suessiales; Symbiodiniaceae
Source: the annotation of a GenBank genome assembly